This is a messenger RNA of Nematostella vectensis (starlet sea anemone), 2032 nucleotides long. Its product is annotated as T-complex protein 1 subunit eta. Gene Ontology annotation, molecular function: ATP binding; ATP hydrolysis activity; ATP-dependent protein folding chaperone. The transcript is spliced from 10 exons. Bases 127 to 1764 code for a protein of 545 amino acids. NCBI's taxonomy places the organism in Eukaryota, Metazoa, Cnidaria, Anthozoa, Actiniaria, Edwardsiidae. Gene Ontology annotation, cellular component: chaperonin-containing T-complex. Gene Ontology annotation, biological process: protein folding. The record is from RefSeq and is a predicted model, not a curated record.
AAGCUAAGAUAUGGCGCCCUCUGUUUUACUCUGCGGUUUUCCUUCUAAUUGAAUGCGUGUUGUACGUCCUGAUUGCUAUUCUUCUGCGCAGCUGUCAGGAAGGUCUCGAGAUAUCAAACAGCAAAGAUGCAACCGGGUAUAAUUUUGCUUAAAGAGGGCACAGAUGCAUCUCAAGGCAUCCCUCAACUUAUUAGCAAUAUAGAUGCUUGCCAAUUCAUCGCAGAUGCGGUCCGUACAACCCUCGGACCUAGAGGGAUGGAUAAACUCAUCGUAGAUGGCCGAGGAAAAGCCACGAUAUCUAAUGAUGGAGCAACUAUUAUCAACUUACUUGAUAUAGUUCACCCUGCUGCGAAGACUUUGGUUGAUAUUGCUAAAUCUCAAGAUGCAGAGGUUGGUGAUGGUACUACGUCUGUCACAUUGUUGACUGGUGAGUUUUUAAAACAAGUCAAGCAGUUUGUUGAGGAAGGUGUUCACCCGCAGAUCAUUGUCAAAAGCUACCGGAAGGCAGCAAAUCUUGCAAUCAAGAGGAUAAAAGAACUUGCUGUCCAUGUAAAGAAGAAUGAUGCUGGUGAGAUGAGGCAGCUUUUGGAGCGUUGUGCUGCCACAGCUCUUAGCUCAAAGCUUAUUGCCACCCAGAAAGAAUUCUUUGCCAAAAUGGUGGUCGAUGCCGUCAUGAUGCUUGAUGAGUUGCUGCCACUCGACAUGAUUGGUAUGAAGAAAGUGUCAGGGGGUGCCCUUGAGGACUCCAUGCUAAUUGAGGGGGUGGCAUUCAAGAAGACCUUUUCUUAUGCUGGUUUCGAGAUGCAGCCAAAGACCUACAACCAUUGUAAGAUUGCACUGUUGAAUGUGGAGCUAGAGCUCAAAGCUGAGAAGGAGAAUGCAGAAGUUCGCUUGGAUAACGUGAAGGACUAUCAGAGCAUAGUUGAUGCCGAGUGGGAUAUCUUGUAUGACAAGCUAGACAAAGUGGUGAAGAGUGGAGCCAAGGUCGUCCUCUCUAAGCUUCCUAUCGGUGAUGUGGCUACGCAGUACUUUGCUGAUCGGGACAUGUUUUGCGCUGGCCGUGUAACGGAAGAAGACUUGAAGCGCACCAUGAAAGCAUGCGGAGGUGCCAUCCAGACUUCUGUCAACAGUAUGACAGACGAUGUCCUUGGCAGGUGCGACCUCUUUGAGGAGAAACAAGUUGGUGGAGAAAGGUAUAAUUUCUUUAGUGGCUGCAAACAGUCCACAACUUGUACUAUUAUCAUGCGCGGAGGAGCAGAGCAGUUUAUGGAGGAGACUGAACGCUCACUUCAUGAUGCCAUCAUGAUUGUGAGGAGAGCAAUGAAGAAUGAUGCUGUAGUUGCUGGAGGCGGAGCCAUCGAGAUGGAACUCAGCAAAUACUUGAGGGACUACUCACGCACAAUUGCUGGCAAAGAGCAGCUCUUGAUUGGUGCCAUGGCCAAGGCAUUUGAGAUUAUCCCCAGACAGCUGUGUGAUAACGCUGGUUUCGACGCCACAAAUAUACUGAAUAAACUCAGACAGAAGCAUUUCCAAGGGGGGCAGUGGUAUGGAGUUGACAUCAACAGAGAAGACAUUGCUGAUAAUUUUGAGGCAUGCGUCUGGGAGCCUGCAGUGGUCAAGAUCAAUGCCAUCACAGCAGCUACAGAAGCAUCUUGUCUUAUCCUCUCGGUAGACGAGACCAUCAAGAAUCCCAAGUCAGGAGGUGAUGGCCCACCGCCCGCCAUGCCGGGUGGUAUGGGACGAGGGCGUGGCAGGCCAAGAUAAUAAAUGAACUUAUUUAGUACUGUCAAAGAAAAGGUAAUCGAGCAUGACAACUAAUUUAGUCGUGUAGUGGACCGACCGCACAAGAGUUCUAAACAAGUCAAAUAAUGCACAUCUUGAUCUACAUAAGGAUAUUUCCCUAAGUGUACAUUGUACAGUGGUUGUGAAUCAACUUGAUGGCGAUGUUUAGAAAUAUUUGAUGAUCUUGAUCAUGAAAUAUUCAAAGUGUGGAAAGGAAAUGCUCAAUAAAGUGCUCAAGAAAUAACAACAA